Molecule: messenger RNA, 7257 nt
Organism: Cololabis saira (Pacific saury)
Lineage: Eukaryota; Metazoa; Chordata; Actinopteri; Beloniformes; Belonidae
Gene: erbin
Product: erbb2 interacting protein
Exons: 27
Coding region: 218-4372 (1384 amino acids)
Biological process (GO): neurotransmitter receptor transport postsynaptic membrane to endosome; neurotransmitter receptor transport, endosome to postsynaptic membrane
Cellular component (GO): adherens junction; postsynaptic membrane; postsynaptic density
Molecular function (GO): protein binding
Source: RefSeq, a predicted model, not a curated record
UCCGAGGUAAAUGGAACGCAGCAUAAUCCCGUGUGCUAAACCCUGCUAUCGCCGCUCCUCUAAACACUUAUCCGGGGGUGAUAACGCUGUUCCUGCAGCCUGGACGUCAGUACAAAACAAUCACCCCCGACGUUGAUUGAGAAAAUCCUUCUUGGACUGUCAUUGGUCAUCCACUGGGAUCACAGGCGCUUGAUUCAUAAAUGACAAGUGCCUGAGGAUGUCCAAGCGGAGCUUGUUUGUUCGCCUGGUACCGUGCCGCUGCCUGCGGGGCGAGGAGGAGGCGGUAACAUCGCUAGACUACUCCCACUGCAGCCUGGAGACUGUUCCCAAGGAGAUCUUUAGCUUUGAGAAGACCCUGCUGGAGCUCUACCUUGAUGCCAACCAGAUCGAGGAACUGCCCAAACAACUGUUUAACUGCCAGUUACUCAACCAACUGAGCAUGCCAGAUAACGACCUUACAGUACUGCCAGCAGCGAUUGCAAACCUCAUCAAUCUCAGGGAGCUUGAUGUCAGCAAAAACAGCAUCCAGGAGUUUCCAGAAAACAUCAAGAAUUGUAGAGUCCUUGCUAUUGUCGAAGCCAGCGUGAAUCCCAUAUCCAAACUCCCAGAAGGCUUCACACAGCUUCAGAGCCUGACACAGCUCUACCUGAACGAUGCCUUCCUGGAGUUCUUACCAGCUAGCUUUGGCAGGUUGACGAAGCUGCUUAUCCUGGAGCUGAGGGAGAACCAGCUAAAGAUGCUUCCAAAGAGCAUGCAGAAGCUCACACAGCUGGAGAGGCUGGACCUGGGGAGUAAUGAGUUCACUGAAGUGCCUGAGGUGUUGGAGCACCUGAUUGGACUCAAGGAGCUGUGGAUGGAUGGGAAUAAGCUGACAUUUUUACCUGGGACCUUGGGGACAUUAAAAAACCUACUAUAUCUGGACAUGUCCAAGAACAACUUGGAAAUGGUGGAUGAACAAAUCUGCGGCUGUGAGAGUCUGCAGGACCUGCUGCUCUCCAACAAUGCCCUCACACAGCUGCCUGGGUCAAUCGGCUCCUUGAAGAGACUGACGGCACUAAAAGUGGAUGAGAACCAGCUGAUGUACUUGCCGGGCUCUAUCGGAGGACUGACAUCCAUAGAUGAGCUGGACUGCAGUUUCAAUGAAAUCGAAGCUCUGCCCUCUUCCAUCGGCCAGUGUGUUAACAUUCGCACCUUUGCUGCAGAUCACAACUUCCUGACCCAGCUUCCUUCUGAGAUGGGCAGCUGGAAGAACGCAACCGUGCUGUUUCUACACUCCAACAAGCUGGAGUCUCUGCCCGAGGAGAUGGGCGACAUGCAGAAGCUCAAAGUUAUCAAUCUGAGCAACAACAAAUUGAAGAGCCUUCCCUACAGUUUCACCAAACUGAAUGAGAUGACUGCAAUGUGGCUGUCGGAAAACCAGUCAAAGCCCCUGAUUCCCCUCCAGAAAGAGGAAGACCCAGAAACUCACAAAACAGUGCUGACCAACUACAUGUUCCCCCAGCAAACCAGGACCGAGGACUACAUUCCCAACUCGGACUCUGAGAGCUUCAAUCCGGCUCUAUGGGAGGAGCAACGCAAGCAGCGAGCACAGGUGGCCUUUGAGUGUGACGAGGACAAGGAUGAGAGGGAAACGCCUCCAAGGGAGGGAAACCUGAAGCGUUACCCUACACCGUACCCGGACGAGCUGAAGAACAUGGUGAAGACUGCCCAGUCAGUGGCUCACAGGCUGAAGGAGGAUGAGUCAAGCGACGAGUCGGGGAAAGAGUCGAAACCAGUUGAGAGGAACCACAUCGGAGUGCUGGACGUGGGCCUUAAGGUGAUCGAGGCGCCAUGUCCAAACGGUGUGGCAUCAGAUAUUGAUCCUCCGGUAUCUUCCAACACGUCUGCCCAGAAUCCUUCUGCAACCGAAUCAAGAGACACUUCCGAGUCCGUCAGCGCCCAGAGAGUUCCUCUCAGAUCUUCAGAGGCCUCCAUGAUGAACCACGAGGACACGCUGGAGCAGUACUCUGAGGAGCUCACGGAUGAAGAAGACGACAUGAAAAUUGCAGAGAUGAGACCACCUCUCAUUGAGAUUUCCAUCAACCAGCCAAAAGUGGUGACUUUAAGUAAGGAUAAAAAAGAUGAUGGGAAAGAUGCCGACUCUUUGCUGGAUGACACGGUGGCCAACAGCAACCAGAACAACAGUAACUGCUCGUCGCCGUCGCGCAUGUCCGACUCUGUGUCCAUGACCACAGACAGCAGUCAGGACAACUCUCUGUGUACACCCGAGAGGGAGGCCAAGACACCUUUCCUGCCAAAGAGUCGGCACGAGGAUGAGAAUAUGAACCAGCCGAAAGAGUCCAUCCCUCUCCUCCAUAAUGGCAACGGCUCUGAGACCCUUCAGGCCCUUUUGAAGAACCAGCAGACCCCGCCGGACUACGACCUGUCCAUGGAAGCCAGGCUGGCCUUCAUUGAAAAGGGAAUUAACAACGGCGUCGGAGAUCCCUACAUCAAGUGGGACCAGAUCAACAUGAACAUGACAAAGCUGCCGACCUACAACGGAGCUCAGCUGGAUGAGCUGGACAAAGCGAAAAAGGGCCCAGUCGCUCGGGAGGAUUUGAAUGGCACGCAGAGCUACGGCAACGAUAAUGUGGAUCAUUUUCAGAACGGUAAUCAACAAGGAGGUGACUGCGUCAACUAUCUGGGCAACAGGAGCCAGGGCACCAGAGCGGAGACAUCUACUGUCCAUGUGGUGUCGACAGGAGUGACUGCCAGCAGUGACAUGUCUCUGUCUCACAGCACGGAGGAGCUGUCCCCAGAGAAAAGGUGCCAUCCGCAACAGGUGAUGAAGUCUCACAGCAUUAGCAACAUAGAAGCGGGAGGCAUGAAGCUGUACUCCUUCAAUGGAGAUGAAGACCCGUACGACCAAGCUCGGAUGGUGGGGGCCUGUCCGGGACCUGGAGGUCAGGGCCAGAUCAUAACCAGGAGCAAGUCAGCCAGUCAGCUACUCAAUGAUCAGACUCUCAUGGUCCACACCAGCUCCUCCACGUCCUCCUCAGACCUGCUGGCAUGUUCUAGGCCUCCUACCAGCACCAGCAGAUAUCCCAUCUCCUCCAGCAUGAGCAUGGGACAUCCUCCGCCCCAGUACAAUAUACAGUACACAAGCAGUGCCAUUCCUAAAGAGGGCCUCUGGGCUCAGAGGGCAACCGUGCCACCAGAGCACCAAGGCUACCUCCCUCCUCCUCCGCACUCGUUAGCCAACACCAACUUCUCCAAUCGAAACCAGGCACCUCCUUACCCUCUGCAACCACAGCAGCGGGGUCCUCCCGUGGGCCCCAAAGACAGAUCUUAUUCUACCAGCAGCCAGCCGAGAAGCAGCACUCUGCAAAGACAAAGCAGCAGCGCCUCCACGGCCUCCAUCGGGGACCCGAGGCGCAUGCAGCUCCCCGAGGGGGAGUACAUGACAUACAGAGACAUACACACGCUCGCCAGGGGGCCGCUGGCGAUGAGCCAGGCCAUGCAGAGGCCCCUCUCGGCUCGCACUUACAGCAUUGAUGCACCCGGAGCUUCCAGGCCUACGAGCGCCAGGCCGCAGCCCCACGAGCUUCCAGAAAGGACCAUGUCUGUCAGCGAUUUCAACUACCAGCACAGCAGCCCCAGCAAGCGGCCCAACGUCAGGGUGAAGUCGGAGCACUCGCUCCUGGAUGGACCAGGACAGCUGUCGGGAGGAAGGGUGCCGGCGGACUGGAGAGACCAAGUGAUGCGACACAUUGAGGCCAAGAAAAUGGAGAAGAAUGCUUUGUCUCGCUCCUAUAAUCCCAAUAACGCUCCGCUGAGCUGGUCUCACUAUGGCAGCUGUAGGGAUAUGCAUGCCAGCCAAGGCUCCCUGGUCUUUAGCGGCCAUGACGGACCGUCCUACGGAGCCCGCGGCUUCUGUGAUGAUGUUUUUGUUCCCCAACCGCCACAAAGCUUCACCAUGGACCCCCACAGGAAACUGAGCCAGUCGCCCAUGGCCCGGCAUCCCUCCAGAGAGCAGCUCAUCGAUUACCUGAUGCUCAAAGUCUCCCAGCCGCCUCAAGGUCCUCCUCGCGUUCAACAGGACACUCUGCAGCAAGAGAUUCGUGUGAAAGUAGAGAAGAAUCCGGAGCUGGGUUUCAGCAUCUCUGGAGGAGUGGGAGGCCGGGGAAACCCCUUUCGCCCCGACGAUUAUGGUAUAUUUGUGACAAGGGUCCAACCUGAGGGUCCUGCAUCCAAAAUCCUUCAACCUGGAGAUAAAAUCAUUCAGGCGAACGGAUACAGCUUUGUGAAUAUCGAUCACGGGAAUGCAGUGGCCCUCCUGAAAACCUUUCCAACCACUGUGGAUUUGAUUAUCGUACGAGAAGUGCAAGCAUAGACUCACCUGAACCUGAGAGCCGGGGGGGUCGGCAUCAAAGAAUAACAAAAUAAUUUUUAUGCCGACCGUCUUAUUUUUAUACACAGAAGAGACUGAUCUGUUGAUGCCUGUCGGGACUAUUUAUAGUAGAGAUCUUGAGGUCUUUGAAGCCUCGAUUUUAAACUGGGAAAACCACUGAAUGUAGUGGGUCUAAGCGAGACAGCGGUAAACACCUGCAAGUACGUGUCCUCGAAAAGGCCGUCACUGUGGUGUACAUAUAUUUUUUUACAAAGAAGCUGAAGAUGGCUCUGACGCACAUGCUUACUGUGGUCUCUGUACAGAUAUUCCUUUCGUUUUUGUUUUCUUCAGUCUGAAACUCGUCAACCACUGAUCAAGUUGGGUUUUAUUUCUGCAUGUUGUGGACACGAAGCUGACCACUAGGGGACAGGGCUCCCUCUCCUCUGUCAUCCAGUUUGCCUUUUUUGUUGUUUUUUUCAUUUCUGGACAUUUAUUUUGAAACCGUUUUCUUCAAUCUUAUCUGGAGGACAGCGUUAGGUGCUCAUCAAGGGUAGACGAAUGUAGAUCAAGAAGGGGUUUGGUUUGGUUUUUUUGUUUUAAUUUUUUCUUCAUGCGAGAUCAAUAAGCUGAGAAGAGGUUAAUUAUCCACGCCUGCUUGCACAGAUCUUUUAAAUAUCCUUCAGCACACGGACACGUCGCCCCAGCUCAGACACCCCGAUCUUUGGAAACGUAUCAAGUUCUUAGACAUUAAAGGAUUUCUAUUUGCAUUUGUUUGUGUAAUAAAGCAGGAAAUUUGAAUGUCAAAUCACAUUUUAGAGGACUAAGUUGAUGAAGAUAUGUGUUUUAAAGCCAAAAGUUUUACUUUUUUUUUUUUUUUUACUCCAGUAAACUUGGCAAAAUAGGCUAAAUGAAAUAAUAACUGCUUGCUCCGCCCACCAGUUUUCAGUUUAGCCAUCAAAUACCCUUUUUUUUUUCUUACUUUUCUAAGAGGAAAAUAUCUGGCAGUGAUGCUAAUUUAACCAAAGCAAGCUUGGAAGUUGUUGUCGGCAGGUAAAAGCAGGAGCAACAGAGGAAAGACUUUUGAAUAAGGUGAAUAUUAGAUGUGUGACCGUCAUCGGAGUGGGUUUCAGCAUCGUGCAGUUUUGUUUCUCACCUGAGACAGGACCACAGGUUGCCUUUUCUAUCUAGAAAUAUGUUUCAUCUCGCUUGUUACUCAUCACUAUAGGGCAGUAAUUUUUUUUCUUUCUUCUUUUUUUCCUUCAUUGUACAGAAAAUAUAGUUGGGAGAUGCAAAAUAUCAAGUGCCAUAGACCUCGAACUGUUUGAACAGGGGAGGACGUUCGACCCCGGAACCCGAGCAAUACUUGCAUAUUCACAACUGUCGGAGUACAUUUGCAGCAUAACGGCUUAAAAGCAAUAUUCAAAGCCUUUAUUUUCAUUCCCAGAACAUCAUUUUUGAAACAAAGCAGAACUUUUAGUAGUCCCUGAUUAUUUUACAUGGUUUUAUACUGUGAAAUGAAUCUUUUUUUUUUUUUUUUUUUUGUAAUGAAAUGGCACAAGAAAUAUAUAGUAGUGCAUAAAAAGAAGAAAAAAAAACUGCAUUGUGUAAAAAGAAAAAGUGAAAGUUUUUGUCACUUUGCCUGAGACUUUUUACUGACUAUUGUGUAGAGCACCAAGUCUCUUGUUGUUGUUGAAUUAAUCAUCUUACACUGUGGGAGAAAAAGAAAACAAAAAAUGUAACAAAUCCAGUUGAAGCUGCUUUCUGUUUGUCGAAGAACAGUGAGGAAGCAACGCGACCAGCUUUUGUUCGCUCAGCCCCUCGACGUUCAUUUACUGGUACAGCAGGGGGACGCGUUUCUAUAAACGACGGAAACGAUCAACCUCACGUGAUAAGUCACAGCCUCCACAAUCUCAAGAGUUUACGUACAAUACCACCUUCCUCCCGCAGUGUUGUAAUGGAUAACAUUCCCUUGUUGGUGGUAGACCAUGUCUUCUACUGGCUUCUGUGUAUGUUUGUAACAAAGUUCCACUUGUGAUUCCCGCCCCCAGCACUGACUAACCAAAAUUGAAACACUGUGGAGAUAAUUGGAUUUUAAUCCCUUUAAAAUAAAUACAUAACUCGAUAAAGCCACUCGAUGUAGCAUUUCUGUUUCUGACCACAUGGAGGCAGCAUUUCACACGUGACAAAACAAAGAGCACCUCUAUUGGCACAAAGUGGUAUUACAAGACAUGCCACCCAGUUUUGUCAUUGGCUCUUUAGUCAAGCUCUGUUGUGCGCCCCCAUGUGGUCAGAUGUGGAUUAACUACACAGAGUGCCUUUUAAGAUUGGUCAAUUUUAUUUAGUAGCCAAUCAAAAUGUGCAUUUCCAAAAGAUUUUCACGCAUUGUAUUUUAUACAUGAAAUCGUUGAUUAUAUUCGUCGUCUUUUUUUGUGAUUUCUGUUUACUUUUUUUUUAAGACUAGGGAGAUUAAUUUCUGGGAUUUCGGUCACUUUAUCUUCAUGACAAAUGUCUGACAUUUAUAGACAAUCUAGGGAAGAUUAAGAUACAUUUUCACUCUUUCUACAUCCAUGUUGGUUUGUUCUUUCAAGCUCCCACUCUGUAUUUAUUUAGCAGACUUACAUGGAUUUUAGACAUUACUAAUCGAAGUGUAAAUACUCUAAAAAGUUUGAGGAAGGUUAUUAACGGCAUUAGUGACUUUCGAUUGUAAAACCAGCAAUAAAUUGCAAUGCAGAGGCACCCAUUUUAAUGUAUAGCUAGUGUUACCAAGGUUUCCCUGGAAACAGUCACAAUGAACUGAUGAUUGGUAUGCAUUUAUCCAACAUUCCAGAUUUUGUAUAUAAUUACCUGUUUCAGAAGUAACAUGUGGAAAAUAAACUAAUGCUGUUAAA